CUAACCUCUGCCAGUGAGAGGGUUGAGAGCCUGCCUUCCACUGGAAGGGACCUGUUCCAUCUUGGUGAGAUCCCAGAGGGGAAGGUGUGUGGCAGAAUGAGUGACGAACCAAAGCCCUUAGUUGGAAUCAUCUGGGCUCCUUUUUCAAAAGGACAGGCACGGCCAGGAACGGAAGAAGGGCCGGCAGUGGUGAAGGAAGCUGGCCUGAUUGAUAAACUAACAGCCCAAGGGUGUGAUGUUAAAGAUUAUGGAGCCUUGCAGUUUGAUGUUAUUCCCCAUGACCACCCAUAUAAAAAUGCGAAAAAUCCCAGAACUGUUGGGUGUGCAAACAGGAAGCUAGCCAGCGCUGUGGAAGAAGUGAAGGAGGAUGGAAGAACCUGUGUGGUAGUUGGCGGGGAUCACAGCUUGGGAAUUGGAAGCAUAUCUGGCCACGCAAAGACUGAACCUGAUCUUGGUGUAAUUUGGUUUGAUGCCCACACUGAUAUUAACACUCCAGUGACAUCAUCAUCUGGGAACAUACAUGGGCAGCCUGUGGCUUUCCUGCUAAAGGAACUGAAGGACGAGGUGUCUGGUGUUCCAGGAUUCUCGUGGAUAACCCCGUGCCUCUCUGCUGAAGACAUUGUGUAUAUUGGACUAAGAGAUGUGGACGAUGCUGAACACUGUUUUCUGAAAUCUCUGAGUAUUAAAUACUAUUCCAUGACUGAAAUAGAUCAACUUGGGAUUGGGAAGGUGAUGGAAGAAACACUUCAUUAUUUGCUGGCCAAAAAGAAGAGACCAAUUCACCUAAGUUUUGAUGUGGAUGGCUUGGAUCCCUCUCUGACACCAGCUACAGGCACCCCAGUUCCUGGAGGAGUGACUUUGAGGGAGGGUAUCUAUGUAGCAGAACAACUUUAUAAAACAGGGUUGCUAUCAGCAGUAGAUAUAAUGGAGAUCAAUCCGUGUCUUGGGAAGACACAAGAAGGAGUUGACUCAACGGUCAACACAGCUGUUUCAAUUAUCUUGUCCUGUUUUGGUAAAGCACGUGAAGGUUCGCAUAGUUCCAGUUGCUCAAUAUCCCAGCCACAAAAAUACAUUUGAACAUAUACAAUUAUGUUCCAAGUAGUUUUUUAAUCCUAAAGUAUAACAACAUUUUGUUAAUGCCAAUUGCUUACUGAAUGACUUUGGUAACCUCAAGCACAAAAAUACGUUUUUCAUCAAAGCUCAGAAACUAAUGAGACAGUAAUGGUCACUUGUGUUAAUGGAGGCUAUUGAAGUAUUACCAUAAUUUUAUUAUCACCAUUGCAUUAAAUCACAUUAUUACUACUAUUUA
Mauremys reevesii (Reeves's turtle) is the source of this 1309-nucleotide messenger RNA. RefSeq names its product arginase-1-like. Lineage: Eukaryota; Metazoa; Chordata; Testudines; Geoemydidae. The transcript has 8 exons. Gene Ontology annotation, cellular component: nucleus; cytosol; cytoplasm. Gene Ontology annotation, molecular function: manganese ion binding; arginase activity. The record is from RefSeq and is a predicted model, not a curated record. The coding region runs from base 97 to 1077 and encodes 326 amino acids.